Molecule: messenger RNA, 1968 nt
Organism: Macadamia integrifolia
Lineage: Eukaryota; Viridiplantae; Streptophyta; Magnoliopsida; Proteales; Proteaceae
Product: protein SAR DEFICIENT 1-like
Exons: 8
Coding region: 153-1571 (472 amino acids)
Biological process (GO): regulation of salicylic acid biosynthetic process
Cellular component (GO): nucleus
Molecular function (GO): calmodulin binding; DNA-binding transcription factor activity; sequence-specific DNA binding
Source: RefSeq, a predicted model, not a curated record
UCCUCAGAUGAGCUGCACCAACACCAAUACGGCAACCUCUGCAGUUACCCAAAAGCUCAAACCAGUUUUCUAACGCUUUCUUCAUCUAUCUAGCUAUCUCCAUCAUCCUAGCUUGUCUUAAUUACUCCCACACAGUUCUCCAGCAACUAAGAAUGGCGGCCAAGAGGCUUAUUGAUGAUCAAUCCCGUCGUGAACCCAACGACCAAGAUCCCAAAAAGAGGAGAACUACACCUUCUUUCGCAGCUGUAAUUGGAGAAGUUGUGAUGGUGCAAUAUUUCCAGAAAUUUGUUUCAUCCUUGGAGCCAUUGCUUCGAAGAGUGGUGAAUGAAGAGGUGGAACGUGGGCUCAGACGCUGUGCACGUCUCUCUAGGGAACCCUCACUGCAAAUCAGAGCUGCAGCAGAAGCUUCAACCUUAACACUUAGCUUCAGCAAAAAACUCUCACUUCCAGUCUUCACUGGAAGCAAAAUUGAAGAUGUGGAAAAUAGCCCACUUCAAAUCCUUCUCAUGGACACCAAUGGUGAUCGGAGUAUUCCAACUGCUUUACCUUGUCCUAUCAAAGUAGAGAUUGUUGCUAUCGAUGGGGACUUCCCCUUGGGGGACAGUGACAAUUGGACUAGUGAACAAUUUAACAGCAAAAUUGUCCGAGAAAGAGAAGGAAAGAGGCCACUGCUCACAGGAGAUCAUGUGGUUGUCACUGUAAGGGAUGGUUUUGCUAUGAUAUCUGAUUUAUCAUUUACCGAUAAUUCGAGUUGGAUUCGAAGUCGAAAGUUCAGACUGGGAGCAAGAGUGGUACCGGGGAGUUGUCAAGGUGUUAAGAUCCAUGAAGCAAUGACAGAACCCUUCAUGGUUAAAGAUCACAGAGGAGAGUUGUACAAGAAGCACCAUCCGCCAUAUCUGGAAGAUGAAGUUUGGCGUCUUGAGAAAAUUGGGAAAGAUGGGGCCUUCCAUAGGAAGCUAGCUUCAGAGGGCAUCCACAAAGUCCAGGACUUGUUGAAGCUGUGGGUCGUGGACAGCACAAAGCUUAGAAAGAUUUUGGGUGGAGGGAUGUCGGACAAGACAUGGGAAGCAACAAUAAAGCAUGCAAAAACGUGUGUGAUGGGUACCAAGUUGUACAAAUUCGAUGGACAAGGACUACAUUAUUCCAUUGUCUUGAAUCCUAUAUGUCAAGUUGCAUGGAUCAUUGUCGACGGUCAAUUCUACAAUACCCAUGAUCUAACAGGAGCCCAAAGGGCUCAUGUUCAAAAGUUGAUUAGAGAAGCCUACAUGAAAUGGGAUUCGUUGGAAGAGUUUGAUGGAAUGGUCAAUGAGAAUAUUGCUCCGCAACCAUUAGGUGAUAUGGAGGUGCAAUGUUUGAAUCAUCAUCAAAACAUUGCGAGGUUGAACCACCACAAUACUUUUAUUACGGAUACGUUCCUCGUCGAGGUGCCCAAUGGAAUCAUGGAAUAUGAAGGAGAUCAGCCACAAAAUUUGACAUAUUUUAACCCUCAAGUUGGAAAUACAAAUGUUUACAACAUACCGGAAUACUCAUCAGAGCGUGAUUCAACGCCACCACGGAUUUACUUCAGUUGAAAAUUAGUUCAGUCACACAACAUACAUUAGGUCAGCAUGAUUUCAUAAAAGGAGAGGGUUGUUUGAGCAAGAGGGAUAGUUGCGCCUUCACACAUAAAUCUUUCUAUUCUCUAAAAAAAAAAAAAAUUAUGUGACAAGGCAUAGAUUAUGCUGCUUGCUCAAAGAACCUUUUUUCUGUCAUGAAAUUCUCUUUAUAAGUCGCCGCCCUAGGGUGAAAUUUUUGUGGCUUAGGCGCAAUAAAUAGUUUAUUAUGUGAUUUGCAACCAUGAUGGUCAUGAAUGAUGUAUGCCUUCCUUUUUAUCAGUGUUUACGUUUUUCUUCCAUCCAACCAACAAAAAAUGUUGUUGGCUGUGUAUAUAUUCAAAUCAAGAAAUAUAUUUUUUCUUUUGGUUUUAAA